Messenger RNA from Chenopodium quinoa (quinoa), 921 nucleotides. RefSeq lists its product as uncharacterized. Gene Ontology annotation, molecular function: aspartic-type endopeptidase activity. The transcript is spliced from 3 exons. The record is from RefSeq and is a predicted model, not a curated record. NCBI's taxonomy places the organism in Eukaryota, Viridiplantae, Streptophyta, Magnoliopsida, Caryophyllales, Amaranthaceae. The coding region runs from base 1 to 921 and encodes 306 amino acids. Gene Ontology annotation, biological process: proteolysis.
AUGGGGAUAAGAGGGACUUUAAAGGGAAUUUUCGGAGAAACUCGAACCAGGGUGAUGAGAAUAGAGAGAACAAGGAUAGAACUAAGAGAAGUUACUUCUGUAAAAGAUGUGGGAAGGAUCACCCGGGGAAGGAUUGUGCAGGAAGCAGAUUUGAAGAAUGGAAAGGUUCAGGAUGGACGGAAUCCCCCAAAACCCCCACAAUCUAGUGGACCUGCCCAGAACACUGGAAUCAGCAAUGGUGGAAAUACUUCUAAGGGCCGGAUUUUCGUAAUGAAUAUCCGUGAAGCUGAGACUUCCAAUAAUGUGGUAAUUGGCACUUUUCUUAUACGUUAUUUAUCUGUGAAAGUUUUAUUUGAUUCGGGUGCAUCGCACUCUUUUAUUUCUAAGACAAUAAUAGAAAGUCUCCAGUUAGAAAGUCCAAAGUCAGUCUCCUUGGAAGUAGCUAUUCCAACAGGGGAAGUUAGGGAGCGUUCUAGACUUUUUAGGAAUAUACCCCUAACUAUUUCAGAAGUAGAGUUUCCAUCGGACCUAAUUGAAUUUGAUCUCAAAGAUCUUGAUGUGAUCGUGGGAAUGGACUGGUUAGGAAAGUACAAAGCCCAGAUAGAUUGUGUAGCACAGAAAGUCACGCUUUAUGGCCCAGCAAAGACCAGAAUAAGGGAUAAAGAAGAAAAGAGUGAUACAAAAUUACCUGUUGUGGAAGAAUUUCCUGAUGUAUUUCCCGAUGAAAUACCAGGCAUGCCACCAGAAAGAGAUGUGGAAUUCACGGUUGACUUGGUCCCUGGAACUAGACCUAUUUCCAAGGCUCCAUACAGGAUGGCCCCAACUGAGAUGAAAGAGCUAAAGGCCCAAUUGGAGGAUUUUCUUGAAAAGGGAUACAUUAGACCCAGUUCCUCACCCUGGGGAGCUCAGUACUGUUGGUGA